Molecule: messenger RNA, 846 nt
Organism: Haliotis rubra (blacklip abalone)
Lineage: Eukaryota; Metazoa; Mollusca; Gastropoda; Lepetellida; Haliotidae
Product: interleukin 17-like protein
Exons: 1
Coding region: 73-711 (212 amino acids)
Cellular component (GO): extracellular region
Molecular function (GO): cytokine activity
Source: RefSeq, a predicted model, not a curated record
UCAAGCCUUUGCUGAUCAACAAAUCAUUCCCUACUUCACUCACAUUUCUCUUGAAAGUUUUCCAUUUCCAACAUGAUUUAUGAGCUUUGUGUUCUGAUGUGUGUAGGGAUCCUCUCUACGUCCGCUCUACCUGUUGACGACGCCUGGAAACACGAGGUCAGACAACGUCGUAACGUCGCCAACUGUCAACCACUUCAAGAUAUCAACCAACUCUUCCAAAGUCUCAACGCCAACACCGACGUCUCCAUCUUUCUUCGUAACGCUCAAGGUGCCAGACCAGGGUCCUAUUUACAUGGAGAGCUGAACACCCUCCAGGUAUUCGACAGUUCCAACCUCGACGGCAUCACCUGUCCCAGCAGCGUCAGUGACGACCCUAACGACCCCCUGUGGAGGAGAUCCCUUUGUCCCUGGUACUACAACGUCACCAACCUCCCCGUCGGUCACUACCCAAGUGCCAUCCCCCAGGCCGUGUGUAAGUGUGACAAGUGCGUUGACAAUAGCCAAAACCAGUGCGAGAGAGUUUCCACUCAAAUCCGAGUUUUAGAACAAACUGGUUGUGAAAAUGGUUUCUUUAUCUACAAACCCAAACUCAUUACACACUUCGUUGGGUGUACUUGUGCCAAACGUCGGACACCAACAGUGGGUUCCAACACCACCCCGACAGCAUCAGACGGUGGAAGCGAUUGUGGGGAUUAUGCAUGUGCCGAAUAGACGGGAGACUUGAAGGCGAUGUCACAAAUUGAUGAUGUCUUCUUACAGUGAAACAUUUCCAGUGAGGAAAUACCCAGUAAGUCAGUGUCUGACAAUCAUCCCGUUAAACUACAUAUUUAUUGUUCAAACGCUGCA